Molecule: messenger RNA, 2170 nt
Organism: Coniophora puteana RWD-64-598 SS2
Lineage: Eukaryota; Fungi; Basidiomycota; Agaricomycetes; Boletales; Coniophoraceae
Exons: 6
Coding region: 45-2024 (659 amino acids)
Source: RefSeq, a predicted model, not a curated record
CGAAGAGUGCAUUUCUGAUCCGAUAUCUGCAUUCGUCAUCGCUCAUGGAGUAUAAUUCGAGAAGAGGCAUGCUCCAAACAAUUUUUGCUUCCUCCGAGCCUCAGCGUUCCACCAUGUUAUCGGUAACUUUCAGGGAACUGAAAGAGCUUAGCAUAGACAGUGAAUCCGUCUACGAAGUUCUGUCUGUUAUUUCGGAUGAAGCAUUUCCAUCAGAGAGCAUAGCUCCAAGCUCGGCGAAAUGGAGUUCAUCGAUCAAGGCAAGCGUAAACGCUGGCUUAUUCGAGUCGUUGAUGCAUAUAAUUGCCGUACCGUGGAACGAAACCUUGGCGACCGAGUCGGGUGCUAGUCGGCUCGUGCACGGCUACAUGUGUCAAUGGCAGGCAUGGAACAUCGCAGUCCAGGUAUCCAGCUCAGGAAAUAUCCAUGAACUACGCUCUGCGCUUGAUAAAUUGACAAAGCUAAAAGUCGUCGAUAUAUCUUUAAAGACCCUGAGCCAUCGUUUCUUGAUGUUCCGUGGAGUAGCAGUUAGGAUGAUUAGCAUGCUAUGCAGCGCAUCUUUACUUUCGCCGAGAAUCCAGCCACAAGAUGCUGGUAUCCUUCUAUCAGCUUUAUGCACGUUGGCGCUACAAGAUUCGGAGGCAACAUUGGAUCUACUAAUUGAUCCUAGGACGGAAUGGCAGUGGCGACUGGCUAGACUAUAUCCCGAAGAUCCCUGGAGCAAGAAUCGCGAAUCGCGCCGUCUUAUGGCAAGACGCAUCUUCGGAGAGAUACGAUCAAACUCCAUGGAUGCCGCACGCGUUAUUCUCGCUAUGAACCCGAAUUCGUCCCCAAGGACUCGCCUUGAAAUUAUCAGACAUUCUCCAGCUCUUUUUGACUUGCUACUUGAUUGCUGCAUUCUAGAGCGCCUUCAUGGCUACCCAGACGGAGCCACGGCAUCCUUGGCAUGCGCAGCUCUAUGCGAUUUUUUUCGGUGGCCAUCUGACGCAAUUCCUGGGGUCCCGCAUCCAGCGGAGCUGAAAGCGCUUGGUGUAAAGGACGCAAAAGCGAUGGGCCAGUAUACGCAAGUGUUUGUCUCGCAGCCCGACUGGACGGACAGACUCACUCAGGUCUGGAUAAACUCUGUACCUGACCCUAAAGAGACUGAGAAGUGGACGCGUAGUUUUCAUGCUGCUAGAGCACUCUAUGGAAAAUCGCGGGCCCCGUUCACACAAGAUUUGCGUGAGAGUUUUUCUCAGACAGCCGGCCACUGUCGCAUUUGUAUCCUUCGAAUCAUCGCGAUGCUCACAUACAACGCCGAUGCAGCUGGGCUUAAGAACAGCGACAUUUACUCGCUAUUAGCAAUCGCAUACCAGGGCAGCUUGAAGAUUGGCAAAGAGCCUCAUCGCAGCGGAGAUAUCCGCGAAUGGCCAGCAUGGGUGGAGCUUCAAGACAAAAACGACAAAUAUAUUGCCCCUUUUCACGUAUCUCCGGAGCGCGUUUUAGGACCAAUAGCCUUUGCCCGCCUUUUAGUGGUGUUGGCGCAGAGGAAUGCCUUGAACGGCAUCCAGUUCCUGCAAAAGACCCCCGAUGGCAUUUCGUCCACAUCUCUUUCUCAGAUCCAGCAAAUGACGCAUCCGGACGUCAUCAGACGGUUUCUCAAGAUAUCUGUCGGUCGUAUCCGUAGCCGUCUCGACGAGGCCUACGAGUGGAGAGACAAUGGCGUGGGUGGCGCUCCUGCGAUAACACUUGCCAAUCUUGCUUUUUCCGACGCUGCUGAGCUCGCAGCGGCCCUGGUGAUCUUCGAUGAUAUCACAGGCGGCGCAUACGCCCAGGCUGCACCCCGAGUCCGGUACUUGCUCGCGGCGUGCCUGGGUCAUGCUUCUCAUACGGCGUUGGAGCUGAAGCAGUAUCAGCGCGCGUACUUCUGUUCACUGGCAGCCCUCAGUAUUAACGAGAAGAGUGCUCGUGCAGAACAGAUUCCAAACGAAAGAGUCAAGUUUUACACCAGAACGCUCCAGGAAGCCAAGAAAGCGCUUGGGCUGUGACGUUAUCGAUGUUCACCUCGUGUAAGUAACUGUACGUACAGCGCUGCAAACUUGGGGUCCCAUUAUACCCUGUACCAAUUAUGUAAUGUAAUGUGGGCAUGACACCUAUAGAUACUCCAUUUGCACAAUAUUCACCUUGCUUGCUG